Messenger RNA from Lachancea dasiensis, 267 nucleotides. Lineage: Eukaryota; Fungi; Ascomycota; Saccharomycetes; Saccharomycetales; Saccharomycetaceae. The record is from the annotation of a GenBank genome assembly.
AUGGGUAAAAGAUUCAGUGAAUCUGCUGCUAAGAAAGCUGCUGGUAACCAGCGCAAGAAAGAACAGGCGCAAGCCAAGGAUAGAGCACACAGAGAGGUGUUGGAAGCAGAGGAAGCUUCAAAAUGGGACCAAGGCUCUAGAAAGGAUAACCCUAAAAAAUUGUUGGAAGAACAGAAGAAACAGGAGAAGCUUCAGGCCAAGAAGGAACGUGAAGCGCUUCUCGCAGCCGAAGAAUCGGCUCUUGGGAAGGGCGGAAAGGGCAAAUGA